Prunus armeniaca (apricot) is the source of this 1698-nucleotide messenger RNA. NCBI's taxonomy places the organism in Eukaryota, Viridiplantae, Streptophyta, Magnoliopsida, Rosales, Rosaceae. The record is from the annotation of a GenBank genome assembly.
AUGAUGAAGCACACAAUUAUCUUGAUCAUUCUUGCAUCUUUGUGGACUUGUUAUGAUGCAAUAGACACACUGAAACCAGGGGACACUCUCAAUUCCACAAGUUCCUUGGUAUCAGCAUUAGGCAAGUUCACUUUGAAUUUCAUUACAAAACCUGUCGGCAAUUCGGAAAUGAGCUUUCUUGCUAUCCUGCGCAUCAAAACUGAAGCAAACAAAGCAUGGAUUGCGAACCCACACUCACCUGUUUUAUCCUCUUCAUCCCCACUUCUUACCUUGGACUUCAAUAACACAUUGAAAAUUACUCACCGAAAUGGACACCCUUUUAUCCUUUCUGCUCCAAACACUACUAGUAUUACUAGUGUUGUGGCUACCCUUUUGGAUUCCGGCAAUUUUGUCCUUCAAGAAGUGAGCCCUGUCAAUGGAUCCACGAUCCAAAUCUUGUGGCAAAGUUUUGAUUAUCCAAUGGACACAUUUUUACCAGGCAUGAAAUUGGGUGUUGACCAUAUAAAUGAGCACGUUUGGUCUCUUUUAUCAUGGGGGUCUAGCGACAACCCUGUGUUGUCGGGGCCUUUCAGCCUUGAUUGGGAUACCAAUGCACACCAAUUGAAAAUUAAGAAAAGUGGGGUUAUUUUUUGGACUUGCGGGGUCUUUGCAGAGGGGAGAUUCGAAUAUAUUAAGCAGAGGUACAAUUUUAGCAUCGUUUCAAAUCAAAACGAAGACUACCUCACUUAUACUAGUCUAGAUGAUCCAAAUGAUCCUGAGCCAGAAUGGGUGCUAUACACCAGAGGUGCACUUUAUGAGUAUGGUGCCCAAGUUGAUAUUAUACGAGCACAAAACUGUGAUGGCUAUAACACUGUCGGAGGGUGUGUGAGAAGGGACCGCCCAAGCGAUUGUGUUGGGAAAUUAGGUGAUGAUUUUGAGAUUAAAAAAGGUAACUUCACGAUCAUCAAUUCUGCUAAUGCUUCGAGACCUGCGAACUGGAUUGGUACUGGUAGCGAAGAUUGUAAAGUUACUUGUUGGCAAAACUGUGACUGCCUUGGAUUCGACUUUCCAUUUGGAAAUCAGACUACUGGUGCAGGAUGCCGAUUUUGGAGUGUGGACUGUGCAUUCAUUGAAGACCUCAGUACUGCAACUCAUAGUUUUGUUGUGCCAAACUCAGUAACGCUGCCACCAAAAUCACCAGAUUCACCACCUCGCGGAAAGAUUAGCAAGAACGGGACAAAGAUUCAGAAAAUAUUGCUUAAGUUCAUGAAAUCUGAAAGACCUACUGAUCAUGUUAUUGCGAUUGAAAAUGAUCAUGGAAAUAUUAGACACCCUGAUUUAAGCGUAUUUACCUAUGAAUCUGUCUUGGCUGCCACAAGCAACUUCUCUGAAGCAAACAAGCUCGGCCAAGGGGGCUUUGGUCCUGUUUAUAAGGGGAAAUUGGCAACAGGACGAGAAGUAGCUGUGAAGAGGCUUUCAAAAUGUUCAGGACAAGGCACGGUGGAGUUUAAGAAUGAAUUGAUACUCAUAUAUGAACUCCAACAUACGAACCUUGUUCAGCUAUUUGGAUUUUGCAUUCAUGAAGAAGAGAAGAUGUUGAUAUAUGAGUACAUGCAGAACAAAAGCUUGGACUACUUUUUUGUUUGGUUGGGAACUCAAGCUACUUUAAUCUUAGCACAUUUCAUUUUCUCAAUUAAUUGUGUUUACAUUAUUCUCUAA